AUGAUCCCGACAUCGGCAGCCGACGCGGAUACGCCGCCAGCACGGCUCCAGGGUAGGUACAGUCCUCUGCUUGCUCCAAGCCGGGGCGGAAGCACUGUGGACCUCCCACCCACGCCUCAGCUCGAUUUACGCAUCGAGAGUGGAGUCCUCCAUGAGCUGCCACCGCCUCCGGGCUUCACGCUGACCGCGCGGACACCACCGGUCGAAGUGGAGGAUGAUACUACGCCAUUACGUGGACCGGAUUUCACUCCGAGCCACGGAGAAACCACAGGUGCACCCACUCCCAAGCUUGGGCCCGCUUCAGCUUUUGAGGUCUCCAUGGAGAGCGACAGACAACCUGUAUCACUCGCGGAGCAUCCAGUCGAAAAGCAAAAACCCCUCGCAAUUUGGCUCGUGCUGCUUUCAGUUCUCUUUUAUCUUACCCUUGGAGUAGUUAUAAUCUUUUGUAUUUCCUUCACGCACCUCAUUUUUGGAGGAAUUUUCAUUUCAGCCGGACUUCUUAUAGGGACCUUUGGCAUUACAGGUCUGGUAACGCGGUCGAGGACGGCCCUGGGGAUGUACGUCUUUCUGGGUCUAUGCUUAUUCGUGUUCAUGGCUGUCUCCUGGGUUCUUCACGUCACGUUGCUGAGCGACUACAUUCGGGUUCAUAGGUCAAUUGAUGUUUGGUUGGCGCGGGAAAGAGAGUGGAAACACACGGGAAGGAAGGAGGAUGCUCCGUUUUUCAUCGUGGAUCCCUACGAACUCACCAAUAACCAACCGCCUGUGCCAGAUUCUGCUCUUGCGGCGGAGGCAGCCACCGCAGCGGGGCAGCGAACCGCUACAGCGGAAACACCAAAGAUCGCGCUCCUGGAGAGGGUAACUAACCUUGAAGGCGAUCACCGGUCCGAGCGAGCGCGGCAGCUGGUUACACAACCUGGAGACCUCAAAGGAGAAGAAGCGCAUGAGAAGCCCUCGAAAAACAUCUUGCCGGUAGUCGCCCGGCUUGAGGCGAAGCGGCCGCAGCAGGCAGCAAGUGACGACCUGGCGCUCUCCAGGCACCUGCGACGGCUCGAGAGGCAGUUAUUGUUGGAACGCAUCUGGCAAACGAAAAACGAGGAGGCCGACGCGCUGAACGCGCUGCUCAACGACGGUUUCUCUAGAAAGGCAUACCGUUUGCCGCCUCCACUGCACGGGUACGGUGGUCGACGGAAACCUUCGACUUCCCCAGGAAACCCAGAGUUACACAGCGAUCUUGUCUUCGAUGUGCAAGAGUCCCCGGAUCUCCUGCGGCUUCGUCUGCCCGGGACUGAAAACGGCCUUCCACAAGUCGGCCCGGCUCACAGCGUCAUCAUGAAAGGAAGCGAGGCCCCCUACAUCGGGUUUCCCGCGCUGGAGGAUAUCUCUGCAAACGCCACUGCUCUGCGGUCGGGAAGUCACACGCAGUUUUCUGGGAUAUCUGCCCCUUUGCUCAAGAGUCUCGCCAUUGGUGAGUUCGGCCGAAAGCCCGUUCCCCAGGAGUGCGUCGAAGGGUUCAGCAGAGAUCCUCAGUUCCUGGACAAGGUCGGUCACGCCAUUACGGCCCUUGCGUUUCAGGGGCUGUUGUGCGCCUUCGCCUCGCAAGAUUUCUUGAAUUUCCGCAGGUGGCCCUACGACUGCGAGAGGAAGUGCGGGUUUAUCCUGCUGGGAACAGGCAGACCGUACAAGAGGGGCGACGCUGUGACUGCCAACGCAGUGCAUCUCUACAUGCUGCGCUUGGCUGGCAUGGACAGCAACGUCCAUGCCGCGUGCGAGGCGUCUGCCCUGCGGACGGGAUGUGCAGUUGUCGCAGAUAAUUACAUCGUUAUUGCAAUGAUCUUGCUCGCCAUUUGGCUCGCGGUGGGGGUGUGCGGCUGCUGCGUCAUGAUUCCGGUCGCUUUGUCCAGGAACUACCAGAUCUACCGCGUCUAUAAGGCGCGGACGCUGAUGCUGCUACACAGCCGCCGCAGUGCAGUCUGA
Messenger RNA from Besnoitia besnoiti, 1974 nucleotides. RefSeq lists its product as uncharacterized. The record is from RefSeq and is a predicted model, not a curated record. Lineage: Eukaryota; Apicomplexa; Conoidasida; Eucoccidiorida; Sarcocystidae. Bases 1 to 1974 code for a protein of 657 amino acids. The transcript has a single exon.